CAUGUGACGUUAGACUCAGCUGUAGAAGCAUUUCUUGCUGCCUCCCGGUGCAAUGUUUUGCAGGGAUGCAAAAUUGGUCACAACACCGGUGGUUCCAGCCGGAGGGGGCGGAGCGGCUCGGAGUCUCUGCGGGGAAUGGAGCAUCUCAGGCGGGAUGGAGUCUGCAGGUAGACGGCGGUGUUUGGGUCAGGUCCGCCGGUGAAGAUGUCUGUCUCCGGGAUGAAGAAGCAGCUCCACAAAGCCAGCCAGCUGCUGAACGAGCGGCUGAUGGGAGCCGAGGGAACAAAGAUGGAUGACGACUUCCUGAAGAUGGAGAAGAGUGUGGAGGUCCUCCAGUCUCUGCUGGUGGAGCUGCUGUCCAGAACCACGGAGUUCCUCCAACCACACCCAGGCGUCCGAGCCAAACUGAGCGUGCUCAACACGAUGUCCAGGAUCCGAGGGCAGGGGGGGGCUGCGGGCUACCCGCAGACAGAGAGCAUGCUGGGAGACUGCAUGUCGCACUACGGCCGGGAGCUCGGUGCUGCUUCUGAAUUUGGCGGCGCCCUGGCGGAGGCGGGGGAAGCUCUGCAGCAGGUCGCUCAGGCCCGACACGCUCUGGAUGGAGACAUCAAGCGCUCCUUCAUCGGCCCACUGGAGCAGCUCCAGAACACAGAGCUGAAGGAGAUACAGUUCCAGCUGAAGAAGCUCAACGGCCGUCGGCUGGACUUUGACUACAAGAGGAGGCGGCGAGGGAAAGUCCCGGCACAGGAAGUCCAGCGGGCCUGGGACAAGUUCCUGCUGUCCAAAGAGCUGGUGGAGCGGAGCAUGUUCGUCCUGCUGCAGAGUGACGUGGACCAGCUGAGUCGUCUGGCCGCUCUGGUCGCCGCUCUGCUCGACUUUCACCGCAACGCCCACCGCAUCCUGCUGGGUCUCCAUGGCAACCUGCAGGCCAGGCUGACUGCGUCCAGUAACAGACCCGAGCGCCGCUUCAGACCCAAAAAGAUCCGAGUCAGAAAUGAACUCAACGGCAGCUUCCCAUCGAUCACACGUGCAGUUCCCUCAGGAGAGCAGCUCUCAGCGUUACCCUCCAGACCCAGCAGUCCCAUCUCCUGUUACGCUGACAGUAAUCUGAUCCUGGAUCAGCCGUGCUGCAGGGCGAUGUACUCAUUCCGUCCGAGCCACGCCGGCGAGCUGAGCUUCAGCGAGGGCGACGUCAUCGUCCUGACCAAUCAGGUCGACGCCAACUGGUUCGAAGGCACGCUGGCCGGCCAAUCAGGACUGUUCCCCGUCAGCUACGUGGACGUGCUAGUGCCGCUGCCGUUACCGUGAAGACAUCCAGGGACUGUUUCACCGGGAGGACGGCCAUAGUUUCUACUGCAGAGCACUUUAGUUUCUGACCUCGUGUUGGACUUUAAAUAUACGAAGACAAGUCGCGACACAGACGCUCAGCCAGCACGCCAUCACGCCAUCUUUAGACUACGGCGUGUGUUUCCCUUUAAGACUUGUAGACCUUCACUUCCUGCAAAAACCGGCUCCUGCCUCACAUUACACAUUACUGCACAUUACUAAUCCUUAAUGCAUCUGAUGCUGCGUCUCCACUGCUACGUUCCUCUCAUCCCCCUCUCAUUCCCCCUGCUCUGGCGUUUCC
Molecule: messenger RNA, 1627 nt
Organism: Sander lucioperca (pikeperch)
Lineage: Eukaryota; Metazoa; Chordata; Actinopteri; Perciformes; Percidae
Gene: sh3gl3b
Product: SH3-domain GRB2-like 3b
Exons: 10
Coding region: 205-1308 (367 amino acids)
Biological process (GO): synaptic vesicle uncoating
Cellular component (GO): cytoplasm; glutamatergic synapse; presynapse
Molecular function (GO): protein binding
Source: RefSeq, a predicted model, not a curated record